UAGCGGCGCCGGGGCCGCCUCCGCCGCGCCCGCCCGGCCCCCGACCUCCCUCCCGCGGCUCCCCACAACUUUUGAGGCGGGGACCGCGCUUGCAGCUUCACUUCGCUCACUUCCCCAGCCCGGCGCGGCACCCGCCGCCCGUUUCCCUCGCACCCGUGGCCGCCCCGCGCCCACCCGCGCGCCGGGCAUGUGAGCGCGGGCGGGCGCCGCCACCAUGGCCUCGCCGCCGCCGCUCCUGCUGCUGCUGCUACCGCUGCUGCUACUGCCGCCGCCGGCCGCCCCCAAGCCCCGCAACGAGAGCGAGCCGCCGCCGCCGCCGCCGCCGCCCGCGCUGUCCCCGGAGCGCCACGGGCCCGCGCCUACGGGCCACCGCUGGACAGCCGCUGUGCGUGGCACCGCGACGCGGCCCGAACCUUCGGGCCGAGUCCCCCGAGGCGGGAGCACCGCUGCUAUGAGGAACCACUGGCCAGAAAGCAACACUGAACCCCACAAAGAAAACAUGACCUUCGGCCCGAGUCAAGUGGACUUUUCCACCGUGGUCUCCAAAGAGGGCGUGAUGAUGGUUCAGACCCCAGGAAAGAACCACACUUCUUCAGAGGCUCCACAGAACUCCACCCUGCAAACUGAAACAGCAGCUGCUGAAGGAAGAAAUGACUCUCUAAGAAGAUCACAUUUCACUGUUUCCCCCGUCGGACCUGACAGAGCAGCAGCUCUGACCUCCCAGAGCAUCACCUCAGCCUGGAGAAGGCAUCACCUGCCAUCCAGCAGUUCAAGGUCAGAAGGAAGAACUUACCCUGCUCACACGGACAGCGGGACAUCACAGGGUUCUCCAGCAGGGGGGCAGAGGCUCCCAGGAGACGUGACUGUGCACACCCAAGUGGCGGCCACUUCGGUUUUGAGCCAGUCGUCUCCUCCUGGUUUGGAGAUGGGAGAAGAGACCACACCCGCCAGGCAGCAAAAUUCCUCAGGCCCGUGGCUCUCCUGGAUGCCUUUCUCUGGGACACCAGCUUCCUCCCCGUCCUCAGACCAUUCUGCACCUUCUGGAAUUCCGGAGGAUUUAAACAACUCCACUGCUGUCCAACACCCCUCGGCCCAUGGGACAAAGAGUGCCCGUGUUACCACGGUCCCCACCGGUGUUUCUCGGAUGCUCCAAUCUUUAGCUGUCCAUCCAGGACCUCUAAUGGAGACAGAGCCUUUCUCUGAGGACACUGCAACUGCCACGACUUCAGCAUCAGCCCAUUCCUCACCCCCUGAGGCAGAGUCCAGAAGAAACAGUGAAGUGGUCGGGAGCCCAGGGGAUGGAGCGUUCAUGGAACCAUCCACGGAGAAUGCAUUUGGCCUUACAUCUUCCAAGGUCUCAGUGGAGUCUGGGCAAAAUGAUUCCCCAACCUCGGGAGGACUCAGACUUGCCAGCAGCUCUGGUGCUGGGGAUGGAAGCCCCGGGUCUCAGACUGAGACCGUGUCCCGGUCAGCCCCGUUGGUCAGAGGUGGACAGAGCACUGCUCUCUGGUUCGUGAGCAACAGCGAGACGUUGGCAGAUGCACCGGGAAGCUCCACUGCCCAUCCCGAAGUUGAGAAUGCUUCCGUGUUGACCCGGUUCUCAGCCUUGGCCCCACAGUCUGGAAGGAGUGACACCACGCUGGGUGGUGGGAGCUCUGAGCCAGACACCGAGUCCUCCUCCUCGUCUUCCUCUUCCUCAACAAGCCUGGACUCCUGGGCACCACGCGGGGAGCACUUGAUCACUGGAACUAGCUCCGAUCCAGUGCACAGCACAGACCCUGAGCACAGGACCUCAGGCGACUACACGGACCACACCUACGUUUCAGCCCCUUUCACCAAAGGGGAACGGACACUGCUGUCCAUUGCAGACAACAGUUCAGCUGCAGACCUAAGGGAGAGCUCCACCUCUUCUGUUAAAAUCUCAAACGCUUCACAUCCAGACUCUUCUUCUCCUUCUUUGGCUCAGACUGAGAGAGGUAAUGCCUCGUCCCACAAAGGGGAGCCCGCCCUGCCUUCCACUGAGGUGCAGGUUCUGCACACAGCCCGCCCUCCGUCCCACACACCCACUGUCAUCUUGCCAAGCACCCUGGACGCCCAUGCUGACUCUGUGGGUGACCCGUCAUCUUCUUCGUCAGGGCCCCCUCUGCCCCCACCCUCAGUGUCACAGUCCUACCACUUGUUCUUGUCAACGGUGCCAUCAACCGGGGCCUCCACGCACCGACUGCAGUCCACCCCUGAUGUGCCCACACCUUUGUCUUCCUUGCCACCACCUUCGCCAGCGUCCUUGACGACAUCCACCCCUGCCGAGCCGGCCAUCUCACAAACAACCCUCCCACCUUUGUCAUCAACCCUGGUCCCGCCCCGGCCAAGGGACGCUCCGGUGACUUCGGUCUGGACAUUGACGAUGGCGUCAUCCGUGGCGGUGCUCCCCAACAGUCAGACAGCAGAUCCUAAGAUCCAGAGCAACCCAGACCUCGGGAACGUCAUUACAGAAUCAAAGCUCCCAAGCCUGGAGACUCGGACUCCGGAGGCCACGGAAGCUGUGACAGUGAGGUCUACUCUGAGGAUCCCUUCACCCCCAGCCUUCACAGAGGCCUCCACUGAGCAAACCCCUCCAGCCACCAGCACCAGCUUAGCCCAGACAUCUUCAGCUUCAGCAGCCACCACCCUCAAGAUCUCUCAUCCCCCCACACCCAGCCCCAGCCCCCCUUCCCGCACAGCCGCCCCCGGGGGUGGCCCCACAGCAGCACAGACAGUGGCUGGAAAGCAGCCCCCACCAACCAGUCCUGAAAUGCUAGUGGUACAAGUCUCAACAGGAGGUGCUGUCAUCCCAGAAAAGAGCCAAGCACAUGGAGAUGCUGCCGCUGGGUCAGCCCGCCUGACCAGCACCCCCACGUCAGCAGAAGAACUGACCACGGAGCGUGGCCGUGCAGGAAACAAUAGCCCGGCUCCGCAUUUCCUCAGAACAUCUCCUGCUCCCCAGACCACACAUAUUUCCACAGCUGAAGUGGUGACGGCUGCAUCAACCACCCCUGGUGCUCAGAGCAGCACCCAGUCACCCACCACACCAUCAUCCCCAGUCUCAGUGAACAGCUGCACCCCUCGCCCUUGUCUCCACGACGGGAAGUGCGUCGUGGACCCCACCACCAGCCGUGGGCACCGCUGUGUGUGCUCCCCUUCCUGGCAAGGGCAAGACUGCAGUGUGGAUGUGAAUGAAUGCCUCUCAAACCCCUGCCCACCCCUGGCCACGUGCAACAAUACUCAGGGAUCCUUCACCUGCAGAUGCCCAGUGGGGUACCAGCUGGAAAAAGGGAUAUGCAAUUUGGUCAGAACCUUCAUGACGGAGUUUAAGUUGAAGAAAACGUUUCUGAAUACCACCAUGGAACAACAUGCAGACCUCCGUGAGGUUGAAAAUGAGAUCACUAAGACGUUAAAUGUGUGUUUUUCAACAUUGCCUGGUUAUACCCGAUCCACAGCUCAUGCUUCUAGGGAGCCCAGUGCAGUGGUGAUGUCACUGCAAAGCACCUUUUCCCUGGCCUCCAACGUGACGCUGUUCGACCUGGCCGACGGGAUGCAGAAAUGUGUCAAUGCCUGCAGGUCCUCUGCUGAGGUCUGCCAGCUCUUGGGGUCUCAGAAGCGGAUCUUUAGAGCGGGCAGCUUGUGCAAGCGGAAGACUCCAGAAUGUGACAAAGAGACCUCCAUCUGUACCGAUCUGGAUGGGGUCGCACUGUGCCAAUGCAAGUCCGGCUACUUCCAGUUCAACAAGAUGGACCACUCCUGCCGAGCAUGUGAAGAUGGAUAUAGGCUUGAAAAUGAAACCUGUACGAGUUGCCCAUUCGGCCUUGGUGGUCUCAACUGUGGAAACCCUUAUCAGCUCAUCACCGUGGUGAUCGCCGCAGCGGGAGGUGGGCUUCUGCUCAUUCUGGGCAUCGCGCUGAUUGUUACCUGCUGCCGAAAGAAUAAAAAUGACAUAAGCAAACUCAUCUUCAAAAGUGGGGAUUUCCAGAUGUCGCCAUAUGCUGAGUACCCCAAGAACCCUCGGUCACAAGAAUGGGGCCGAGAAGCUAUUGAAAUGCAUGAGAAUGGAAGUACCAAAAACCUCCUCCAGAUGACUGACGUGUAUUACUCGCCCACAAGUGUCAGGAAUCCCGAACUUGAACGAAAUGGACUCUACCCGGCCUACACUGGAUUGCCAGGAUCACGGCAUUCUUGCAUUUUUCCCGGACAGUAUAACCCAUCUUUCAUCAGCGAUGAGAGCAGGAGAAGGGACUACUUCUAAGUGCAGAAGCGAGAGGGGCCCGUUGCUCCGCGCUAGUGCCUCAAGUCCUGCACCAGGGGAGCACCGCCUCCAGCCACUCCCGGGACUAGCGGGGCGCACCUGAGUGGCCAGCGGGAAGGGGGCGGGCCUAAGGGGCGUGACCACAGUGGAAGGGGACAGGGAGAGCCCAGGGUCAUGGAAGUGCAGGAGGCUCAUCUGGCCCCUUCUUUGUUACUGUGAAUUGAACACGGGCCAGUACAGUAGGGUCCCCCAGCGACUGCAACAUGGCCAUGGCUCAAGGAUGACUGUUAAUUAGAGCUGAUCAUUAGGCGCCAUUGCAAGGACCCAGGUUUUCCUUAGUUUGCACUUUAGUAAAUGCAAAAGUAGGGAGGGAGGUCUCCUUUUGGGUUUGUUUUUUUUUUUCAAGACUGUUCCCGAAGGAAGGCGUCUUUUCCUUAGAUGCUUCCAUAGGCCUCAAUUUGGUGAUUCAUUUACAGCAAAAUGCUGGCUCUUUAGUUGUUUUCCUGCCCAGUAGCUACAUGCUGAACACAGAUGCUGAUCAACAUACCACUAGGGUUUGGUGAUGCUGCAGGUUAAGGCACAGUGUUUUAACAUGCUCCUAAGUCCUGUCGUGCUACAUUGUCCAAGCAAAACCCCACAUGAACUGAAAUGGGUGAGGCCCAGCACACAGCUCCGGUUUGUUUUCUUUAGUUAAGGUGACACAUUUAUCUAAAGUGACUUUUUUUUUCCCCCUUUACAGUUACAUCUCAUCUUUCCAUAUACAUCUGAAUCAGGGCAAAACAACUUCCCUUUGGUUCUAAUAAGAGGCAUUCAGCUGCCCCAUAGUGAGGGCCAACAGGCUGCAACGGGCACUAGGUGAAGGCCAUGGUGGAACCAGCCAUCCCUGAGGGCCUGGCUCAUGGGCUCUGCCCUCUGCCUCUGAGGCUGAGGCUGCUAUGCAUGGAGUAGAAGUGGAGAGCUGAAAGCAAGUUGGGUCUGAGCUGGUGAUUCCCCACUGAUGGAAAAGCAGUUUGAUGUGGUGGCUUCAGCUGAAUGUGGUUAGAGGAAUAGGCCGAAGAGCUGUGUUCCAUUUUCUGAAACACCAGUGCUUUGGGAAGCCGGGGGUGCUUCCCAGAGAAGAAUAGGGAGCUGGGCUGGAGCCACACGUGAGGCUGCUUCCCCACCAGUGCUGGCACCUUUGCUAGCCCUGAUCUCGUCUGCAAACUCAGUGUGGGUUGCAUGGUUCAGCCAACCACUCAAAGCUAUUUAUUCAUUGAAGAAAUAACUUAUUUUCUCUCAAACCGUAAUUUGUAACUCUUUGUACUACUAUGGAGUUCCCUCCAGAAACAUGGGCAUAAUUCAAGUCAGCAUUGGAGGACCAAAGACUUCUGGCCAGUUAGGGAGUUGAGCGUUUGCCCUGGGGAAGGAAAUUCCGCGCGUCUUAUUUAUCACGGCUGUGGCGUGGGUCCUGCAGGGGGAUGUAUCCAGGGCUGUGCCUUUUAACUGCUACGUGUGGAACUGUGAUCUUCCUCAUCUGCUUUUGAGCAUCUUGGUUUGGGAUGAAGUGAGGAGAACACAGGUAAAAACUUGGAGCUCAGUGGCACCCACAUUUCUGGAAAUGCUGCAGCCUCUGGGAAGAGCCUAUCCUGGGCAUGGUUGUUGCUUCAAGGUUCUCUGAUCUCUUAGGAAUGUACCUAAUCCUUAUUCUUAGGUAACUCUCAUCCUCACAGUUUUAAGUGCAAACUCCUGAGUCCCGUGGUGGUCUGCACGAGUCCCCAUCUCCCUACUGCAGCAAGAACACUCGUCAGGCGCGAUGCCACUUAGGAGUUCACCUGCACUCAUCUCAUGAGAGAGAGACAAAAAGAAUUCCGGGUUUUGUCAGUAGAGGCCAACGUAAAAUUUCAGAGCAUUACCUUUUAGCAAUCUUGGGUCUUGCCUCUCCCAGUGCAACCAAACAGCCAUCUGUGCCUUGUGGCCUCACCUCUACACUGGAGGGCUCCAAGCUCCUGAAUUCAGCUCACCUGAGCCAGCAGGCUGGGUCCCUCAUUAAGCGGCCGCCUCCUGGCUCUUGAGCCAGAGCCCUGCUCAGUCCGCAGCACCCAGAGCCCCCGUGGGAGCUGUGCCCAGGCAUACCCGCCUGCCACCUUCAGCGGACAUCACAGCAGGCAGAUCAUCUCCAGGACCAGGGCCAGAAGCUGUGUGCGCCGCAAAAUGAAGGCUUCAGUCCCUGAAGCAUCCUGGAGCAGAAUCCCAACGUCCAGAAAAGAGUGUGCUGUGAGUGCCAAGAACGCUUUCCCGGGUUUUGUGCAUGUGAAGUGGAUAAAGAGUGUCGUUGUUUUUUGUUUUAUGUUUUCUUUUACUGUGAAAAGGGAGGCCCCCCUGACAAGGUUGAGAUCACAUCGUAUCUGCAGUUUCUCAGAGGCUUUUGGGGGUGGGGCAAGUGCAUCUUGAGAGCGUAAGGGUCUAAGAGGGCAGGCAAGCAGCAUGACUGUUGCUCUGAGCGGGCUGCCUGCCUGGGUAAGGAAGGGAAAGGCCGGCUUCACUCCUGCCUGAGGUAAAAUACCUCCAGAAGGGUCCUUCCUGAGCCAAGAAACAGCUGGUAGGACAGCAGCCCCUGGACUGAGGGGACAGGCUGGAUGCACCCCAGUGGGCAGAAGCUCUCAGCUCUUUCCAGGUGCUCAGCGGGAGUCCCCGCACCUGGAGUGGGUGGUUUCUGCCCACAGAGAUGCUGCAGUCCUGCAUGGGGGGACCAUAGCUGGGGGCACUGGGAAGAGGCUGCCCGUGGACACUUAGACAUCUACAGGACAGAGUGGGGACAUGAGCAUCUGGCCUUGGAGAGCCAGGACUCAAACCCUUCUGCCUGGCUCGCCCUUCCCACUUCUCCUCCUGUCUCACCUCCCUGGCAGAUACCCAGUGUCAAAGAGAGCAUGAGAGAGUCAGCUUAACAGAAAACUUUUUUUAAAAGAAGAACUUUAACAUUAUUAAACAGUAACUCAACUAAUGCCAUGAAAUGUUCAAACAAAAUGCGGAAAAAGUCCUUUCAGGUCUGUUGUUACAUGUCCUUCUUGGACACUUGUGGUCGUCAUGGAGAAAAUAGUGGCUGGCUCGUGCUUAGCAAGAAGUGUAUUGAUUGGUAUGUGGCUUUGGAUGGAGAAGGUAUAAGGUGAUGACAGACUUAGCCAUCCAUCUGGGGGCUGCCUGGCCUUGUGCCCGUGGUGCGGCUGUGUGGGAAACAUUUUUGUGAACAUUCUCAGAAUCUGGAACACAUUCUGUUGAAUGUCUAAAAUGCUGACAAAUCUUUCUUCCUUUGACAAAAGGUAACUUUCAGAAGCAGCUAAGUCUUUGAGAGCUGAAAUUGCUCAGUGGAGAGUGUUCUCAAGCUGGCUGAUAGCAUUGGAGUUCCAAAGUUAAGAAGUAACUCGAGGUCUGGAAGAGGUCAUUCUUAAUAUUGGCCCAAAUGGGAGGGCAGUGUCUUUGCAAGGCAAGGCCGGAUGGCUGCCCAAGAAAAUGUCUUUGAAAGAUGAUAUUCAGUCAGAUGUGAAAGUUCCCAGAGCAGAUGCUGCAGAUGUCACUCCUCACAUGUGGCUUUGGGGGGCCUCCAUUAAGCCAUCUUGCUCACUAGUGGAGUCCUGGGGGCCUGUAACUCUGUGAACACUGCCUGAAGAAGCUAGAAUCUUGAGUCUAGUUGUUCUUGGCUUCGUUUAGCCUAACAUACCGCAACCUACAGUUUUGGCCCAUGGUUCUAAGAUACCCUGAUUUGAAAACUAGAGCACAGCUUUGGAGAGAGGAGAAACAUCAAGUUCAGUAUCUCAGUAUUUUGUUUCUUACUGAAAACCACCCUUAAUAUCAGAGAUGUUUUUUUCUAUAUGGAAACUUCUGAGGGGAUAAGAAGGGACCUUUCACAUGCUUUUUUAUGACUAAGCAUCAUUCUGUGGUUCUGGUGUGCAUUUCUGGAAACAGAUGGGUUUUGUAGAGUUGGCUUUUAAGGAUGUAUUUUUUCUUUUUCUUCUCUCAAAUUCUGAGAGGAGGAACCUGGCUAAACUACUAGGAAGAUUACAGUGUUAAAUGUCUGAUAUCUUGUUGUGCUAAAGCAUCUUUUCAAGAGUGUUAUAAUCCAUCCCGUUUGGGAUAAACUGCACACAGAGAACUCUGAAAACAAAGGAGACAAUUGAGGUCUAAAAAGAGACAUAUCUUAGACUGGCUCUGUCCUCUUGGCAUUUUAAAGGGGACAUUUUAAAGGAUUUGCAUAUUAGAUUCUGGUUUUAUCUUUUUUUUUCCAUUGGAUACAUGAUAAUGUGGUUCAGGUGCAGAGUUCUUGGGCAGGAAGGAUGGAUUGGACAAGGAUGGGAUGGGACCAGCCUACCUGGGAAACUAACCCAGUCUCUGUGUUACCUUGCCUGUUUCUUGGGGAAAAAAACAAAAACAAAAACAAAAAAAAGCGUCAUCGUGGGUUGCUGUGAGUUUUAUUAAUAUUUGUGUUGCUGGAUUUAUGGUUAAACGAAGCAUGUAGCCGGAAGAUGAACUUUUUGAGUUUUCAUUUUGUCCCAGCUUUCUCCUUACAAACCUUUAAACCUUAGCCCCUGGUUGAUUGAUUGUGUAAAUCCAUUACGAGAAUGUUAUUUAAAGUUGUAUUAUAAUUGCAACCUCCACUAAUUAUUCAGUACUGUAGCAGCAAAGUAUUAUUUGUAAGAAUUCAAUUAUUUUUAUACUUAUAUCCACUCUAAGUCUGGCGUUCUAGUCAGUAAAAUGAUGCAAUAAAAUGAAUACAAUUUUCA
Molecule: messenger RNA, 9033 nt
Organism: Sus scrofa (pig)
Lineage: Eukaryota; Metazoa; Chordata; Mammalia; Artiodactyla; Suidae
Source: RefSeq, a predicted model, not a curated record